Messenger RNA from Astyanax mexicanus (Mexican tetra), 4599 nucleotides. Its product is annotated as NLR family CARD domain-containing protein 3-like. Lineage: Eukaryota; Metazoa; Chordata; Actinopteri; Characiformes; Acestrorhamphidae. The coding region runs from base 280 to 3006 and encodes 908 amino acids. Gene Ontology annotation, molecular function: protein binding. The record is from RefSeq and is a predicted model, not a curated record. The transcript has 5 exons.
AGGAGUGGUCUGGUCCAGGAUCAGUCCAGGUGUGGAGUGUGUGAGCAGCUUCUGACAGAUCCAGUCUCGAUCACCUGUGGACACAGUUUCUGCAGACAGUGUAUCAGCAGCUACUGGGACAAAACUGCUCUGUCAGAAGACUUUAUCUGUCCCUGUUGUAGAAAGAGAUCUAGAACACGUCCUGCUCUACAUCCACACAUAGAGGAGUCUAUAAAUCAGGAUUCCUACCAACCAGUGGAUGAUGUUCUGCAGAGAGUCUUACAGAAACACAGAACCAGCAUGAAGAACAGAUACGAGAGCUUAUAUGAGGGAAUCAAAACACCAGAGAAUAGAACCCUCCUGAACAGGAUUUACACUCAGCUCUACAUCAUAGAGGGAGAGAGUGAAGUAGUGAAUAAAGAACAUGAGGUUCUACAGAUGGAGAAAAAAUCCAGCAGAUACUUACAGAACACUCCAAUCAACUGCUCAAAUAUCUUUAAACGUGUAGAAGAUGCAGAGGGAGAAACUGAAGAUGAGAACAUUAGAGCUGCGAUGGACAGUGGCCUCAGACAAAGCAAAAGUGUAGACGAUAAAGAUAUCAGAACUGUGCUGACUAAAGGAAUUGCUGGAAUUGGGAAAACUGUCUCUGUGCAGAAGUUUAUUCUGGACUGGGCUGAAGGAAAGACCAAUCAAGAUGUAGAUUUCAUGUUUGUGUUCCCAUUCCGAGAGCUGAACCUGAUUAAAGAUGAUCAGUACAGUCUUCAUACACUUCUGUGUGCCUUUCACCCUGAUCUCAAAGAUCUGGACCCUAAGAUCUAUGAUAUGUGCAGAGUUGUGUUCAUCUUUGAUGGACUGGAUGAAAGCAGAAUUCCUCUGAACUUUGAGGGGUGUGAGAAAGUAUCUGACGUAACCAUGACAUCAUCAGUUGAUGUGUUGAUGACAAACCUUCUCAAAGGAGAGCUGCUGUCUUCUGCUCACAUCUGGAUAACCUCCCGUCCAGCAGCAGCCAAUCAGAUUCCUCCUCGGUACAUCAGCCGUGUGACAGAAAUUCAGGGUUUUGAUGACCCACAAAAGGAGGAGUACUUCAGGAAGAAGAUCAGUGACCAAGACAAAGCCCAGAAAAUCAUCUCCCACAUUAAGACAGUGAGCAAGCUCCACAUCAUGUGCAACAUUCCAAUCUUCUGCUGGAUCUCAGCCACUGUGCUUCAGCCAAUCCUGAGACAGAGUAGCAAAGAAAUCCCUAAAACUCUGACUGAAAUGUACUGCCACUUCCUGAUCACUCAGGCCAACAUUAAGAAUGAGAAGUAUGAGGGAAGCUGUGAUAGGGAUACAGUGGAAUUGCUGGAAUCCAACAGAACUGUGCUUCUGAAACUGGCUGAAUUGGCUUUUAAUCAGCUGAUGAAGGGAAACGUGAUGUUCUUUGAAGAGGACCUGAGAGAGAGCGGUAUUGAUCUCACAGAAGCCUCAGUGUACUCUGGGAUCUUGAGGGAGGAAUGUGUGCUUUAUCAGAGGAAGGUCUACAGCUUUGUUCAUCUGAGCUUUCAGGAGUUUCUGGCUGCUCUCUAUGUAUUUCACUGCUACUUGAUCAAGAACAUGGAGGUACUGAAGGUUUUUAUUCCAUUGGACAGUGGAUGGCCUGAAAAUGUUUCACUGGAUGUGCUCUUAAUGGAAGUGAUGAAUAACGUCUCAAUGAGUCAGAAUGGACACCUUGAUCUGUUCUAUCGUUUCCUGCUGGGCAUCUCACUGGAGUCCAGUCAGAAGAUCCUACAGGGUUUCCUGAUCCACACAGAGAGCAGCUCAGAGAGCAUCAACAAAACAGUGCAGCACAUCAAAGAGAAAAUGGGAGAAGACCUUCCUAAUGACAGGGCUAAUAACCUUUGCCUCUGUCUGACUGAAAUGAAUGACCAGCCUUUUUUCAGAAAGAUUCGGGAGCUCUCAAAAUCAGAGAAACCCUCAGAAUAUAAAAUGUCCGCUACAGAGUGUUCAGCUCUGUGCUGCAUGCUGCAGAUGUCAGAGGAGGUGAAGGAUGAAUUAGAUCUGAAGAAAUACAGCAAUUCAUGUAAGGCUUAUGUAAAACUGCUUCCAGCUGUGAAGAACUGCAGAAAGGCUCUACUAGAAGAGUGUAAUCUCACCAUGAACCACUGUGAAACUCUCAGCUCUGUUCUGAAAUCAGAAAACUCCCUUAUAGAGCUGAACCUCAGUAACAAUUACCUGCAAGAUUCAGGAGUGGAGCUGCUCUCUGCUGGACUUAAGAGUUUACACUGUAAACUGGAGACACUCAGGUUAUCUGGUUGCAUGGUCACAGAUAAAGGCUGUUCUUCUCUGGCUGCAGCACUCAGUUUAAACCCCUCUCAUCUAAAGGAACUGGAUCUGACCUACAAUCACCCAGGAGAGUCAGGAGUAAAGCUGCUGUCUGCUAGACUAGAGGAUUCACAACACACACUCAGAGUGGAACAUGAAGGGAAAAUCAGAAUCAAACCAGGACUAAAUAAAUAUGGCUGUGAUCUCACACUGGACCCAAACACAGCAUACAUUCGUCUGUCUCUGAGUGAGGGGAACAGGAAGGCAGUGUGGGGAGAGGAGCAGCCGUAUCCUGAUCAUGCAGAGAGGUUUGAUGUGUGCUGGCAGGUUCUGAGUAGGGAGAGUGUUACUGGGCGCUGUUACUGGGAGGCUGAGUGGAGCGGGAGAGGAGCUGCUGUAGCUCUGAGUUAUAAAACCAUCAGCAGGAAAGGAGGAGGACCGGACUGUCGGUUUGGAGAGAAUGAAAACUCCUGGAGGCUGAGCUGCUCUAAUAACAGAUACUCUGUUUAUCACAAUAAUAACAGAACUGAUCUCACCUGUCCUCCCUCCGGCUGUAGGAGAGUAGGAGUGUAUGUGGACUGUCCAGCCGGCACUCUGUCCUUCUACAGAGUCUCCCCUGAUACACACACACUCACACACUUACACACAUUCAACACCACAUUCACUCAGAGCGUCUACGCAGGGUUUUAUGUUUCAGAUGUUGGCUCCUCAGUGCGUGUGAUAUAGGAUAGCCAACUGUGGGUGUGUGUUCACUGUACAAUUCACUGAACCUGAAUGGAGGUCCGUACGUUUUUUAUUAUAAUCACAUGUGUACCGUGUACUUGUGUGUCCUCCAUUGUUACUUACGCUCGCCUUAACACUUGGGUCAUUUAUGGGACACAUUUUAGAAUGUGUAGAACAUUGUGUAAAUUUAAAAGAAUGUUUAAAGAUAAGAUGAUAAGCACUUGUAAAUAUGAGGAAUGAUCUAUUAAUGAUGGAAGGCUUCAAUAUGUUGAUUAACAUUUUGACAUUCUUCUGUAUUAUUUAUGUGUAAGAUUUGACUGUAUAAGAUUUAAAAAGGGUCUAUGAUCAGGAGAUCGCUGGUUCAAAACCUGUUUGUGAAGCUUGCCAUCGGUCACCGGAGCCCUGAGAGAGCAAAGUUGGUCUUGCUCUCUCUCUGGGUGGGUACAGUAGAUGGCGCCCUCUCCCCUCAUCACUCCUAGGGUGAUGUGGAUCAGCCCAGGGCUGCAUCUGUGAGCUGAUGUAUCAGAACCGAGUCUAUUAUCUUUUUUCUCUUUUCUUCUUUUUUUGUGUGAAAUCAUGUGUGCACUUAAUGUUUUUCAUUACUGUUUUUAUUGUCACUUUGCAUAAAAGUGUGUAACUUUUAUAAACCGAAAUAUACUAAAGUAAAACAAAAAAACUCACUGACAAUAACUAGUAGUAGUACACUGCUAGUUUUAUUUAUCAUUGAGGAAAACCUACUGCACACAGAUUUUGUAUUUGUAGCCACAUGUACAGUUUAUGAGUAAUUUUGUCUAUAAAUGUACUUUGGUUUAAUUUAUGUAUGGGAACCUUUUAAAUGUACACAGAUUGGUUAUUAGAGGCCUACAGAUUCUUGAUUUCUCAAGAGUUAGAGGAAAACAACAACUAACAACAACUGUUCUAUUUAAGAAGAGCUGCUUCAUUUUUUUUAAGGUAAAUGUUUUUUUUUUUAGAUGUGAGAGAAUUAAUCCAUUUUUUUUAUACCUGUUGCUUUGAACUCUUUGUGUACGUGUGAUGUACUGUAUGUGUAAGGUAGACUUGUUUUUGUGUGUGAAAAACUAAUCUUACUUUUCUCAUGUUUCUUAUACCUGUGUAGAGUUAGAGGGGGGUGUGGGAGUGUCAUGGUGGCAGGUAGCACAACACAGCACCAGGAUAAUACACCUUAUUUUAUUUCGCGAACACUGUGAUAAUUUAGAAAUAAGAACUCAGGUGAGCCAGCAUUUUUUAUUUAUUUAUUUUUUUGGGUUCGGGAGGAUCUAGUGUGUGUUCCUUUUUUUUUUUUUUUUUUUUACUUUUUUACUAUAAUAUAAAACUAUGGUACCAAUGCUUUAUCUGUUUAUAUAAAAAUGCAGCAAAUAGUGUCACAUUUGUGUAACUGUGUUUCGUUAUUGUGCUCAUGUUACUCCAUAGUCUGCACCUGUUCUUAGUUAGGAGGAGCAGGAAAGAGGAAAAGAAGGUUACUUUGUUCGACUGCUUAAGCAACUGUUUUCUAUUUGUGUGAGUGUAAAUACUUAUGUGAUUGUAGUUAUUUUGUGUUUUCACUACCCAGAUAUGAAUAAAAUUCAGCAGUUUGACCAA